UGCUGUGAAAGCGUGUGCCAGGGGAGCAGGACGGUGAGUGCUCUGGGUUGGCAGAACUUGCCUUAAUAAUUAAAACUUGUUGUUCUCACCCGUUCAGCUCCAGCUGCCCUUCCUCCCGCAGCCCCUGUUACUGCUCCUGUGCCAUCGCCAGCUCUUCUUCAUGCUGCUCAUUCCCCACCUCUGACUCCAUCUCCGGGCCCCGUGGGUCAGGCUCUCCCAGUGGAGCUGCCCAGCCCUGCUGGCCCCCCAGCCCCCGUUUCCCCCCCAGUGGUCCCAGCUGCGGCGAUCCCUGUGUUUUCUGGGCCCCCCCAGCUCCCCUCCCCAGCUCUGCAGGUCCCAGUUACCAUUUCCCCUCCUCCGGUUCCUCAGUCCCCGAUGGGUUUUGCAGCCCCGGGAUCUCCAGGGCCCAUCCCAGUUAGCCCAGUGUCACCAGGACUCCCAGUGUCUCCCGUUCUGGGUGCUGCUCCUGCUGCAGUGAUGGUGGCCCCCGUCGCUCCCCCCGUCAGCCCCGGUUCUCCCCCUGCAGCUCUCACCUCUCCUGUGAAAGCUGCCCCCUCUGCUGCCCCUCAGAGCCCCGUGGGGCUGCCCCAAGCCCCUCUCCCUGCCCCUCUGGCAGCCUCGGCUGCCCCUGCUCCAGCCCAGGGUGCUGGGGCAGCCCCGGCUGCUCUCCUACCCCCCCUUUCCCUUCCCCUUGGGGCAGCCCCCCCUCUCCUGCCGGCUCCCACUGCACCCCCCAAGGCUGCAGCUUGUCCCCAGAGCCCGGGUUCUCCCCCUCUCUGUCCUGUGACAGCACCAUCGGUGCCCACCCCAGCAGUACCGGUGUCUCCUGGCAGCACUGCCCCCCUGGCUUCUGCUUCGGCCUCUCCUGUGCCCCCCAUUGCUCCUCCCCAGUGCCCAGCCCCGGACGGUGCCAUCUCUCCUCCUGUCUUCCUGGCUGCCCCCAUGGCCCCAUUAUCACCCCCUGCCCCUCUGGUGCUGGCUGGGAUGCCUCCUGGGAGUCCUGCUGCCACCCCCCAGGGCCCAGCUCCUGGUGCUCCAGUCUCUCCACUGGUUCCAGUUGCUCCUUCUGUUGCUAAGACCGGUCCCACUGGCCCUGCUCCAGCUGCAGGAGAUCCUGUCCCUCCCUCUGUGACCAGGACCCCUCCUGGGAGCCCAGAUCCUCGGGCAGCUCCCAUGGCUCCUUCCCUGGCCAAACCCUCUCCAGGAGCUGCCGCCUCUCUCCCAGUGCCACCAGCAGCUCCCAGUGCUGCCCCAGUACCAGCCAAAGCAGCUCCAACAAGCCCAGUCUCCCCUCCAGUAGCUCCUGUGCCUGCUGCCCCCUCUGCCCCUGCCACCUCCCUGCCUGUCACACCUCCGGUGGCACCUCCUGCAGCAAAAGCAGCUCCUGUGAGCCCGGUCACUCCUCCAGCUGCCCCUCCUGCAGCAAAAGCAGCUCCUGUGAGCCCGGUCACUGCCCCGGUUCCUCCCUCUGCCCCAGCUCCAGCUGUCCCUCCUGCAGCCAAAGCAGGUCCCGUGAGCCCAGUCCCUGCCCCAUCUUCUCCCUCUGCCCCAGCUCCACCAGCUCCAGCUGCCAAGGUGGCUCCUGUGAGCCCAGUUUCUGCCCCAGCUCCAGCUCCACCAGCUCCAGCUGCCCCUUCUGCAGCCAAGGUGGCUCCUGUGAGCCCGGUCUCUGCCCCAUCUCCCUCUGCCCCAGCUCCAGCUGCUCCUUCUGCAGCCAAAGUGGCUCCCGUGAGCCCAGUCUCUGCUCCAGCUGCACCUCCUGCAGCCAAAGCAGCUCCUGUGAGCCCAGUCCCUGCCCCAUCUUCUCCCUCUGCCCCAGCUCCACCAGCUCCAGCUGCCCCUUCUGCAGCCAAAGUGGCUCCUGUGAGCCCAGGCUCUGCCCCAGCUCCAGCUCCACCAGCUCCAGCUGCCCCUUCUGCAGCCAAAGAGGCUCCCCUGAGCCCGGUCGCUGCCCCCCCUACCCCUGCUACACCAGCAAUGGCAUCUCCACCAGCUCCUGCUGCCCCUCCUGCAGCCAAAGCAGGUCCCAAGAGCCCCGUUGCUGCUCCCUCGGCACCAGCCCCACCAGUGCCUGCAGCUCCAGCCGCCCCCCCUGCAGCCAAAAAGCCUCCCAAGGGCAGCCCUGGUGCUGCCACUCCGGUGCCAGCGGCUGCACCAGCUCCAGCUGCCCCCCCCGCAGCCAAAAAGCCUCCCAAGGGCAGCCCUGGUGCUGCACCCCCUACUCCUGCCGCCCCAGUGCCAGCGGCUACACCAGCUCCAGCUGCCCCCCCUGCAGCCAAAACACCUCCUCAGAGCCCUGGGGCAUCCACACCAGCUCCUCCAGCUGCCCCCCCGGCACCCCCUGCCCCUGGCAAGCCGGCUCCUGCCCCAGCCCCGGGGGUUCCUGGUGCCCCCCCAAAACCAUCGGCGGUUCCUGGUGCCCCCCCAAAGCCAUCGGCGGUUCCUAGUGCCCCCCCAAAGCCUGAUCGUGCUGCCCCUGCUCCCCAGAAACCAGACGCAGGCCUUCCUCCCUCUGCCCCGGGGGGGAACCUCUCCCCAUCCAGCACCCCCCCUGCAAAGAAGCAGCAGCCCCCUCCCGGUAAGGUCGCCAAACCGGCCCCCCCCUGCCCGUCCCCAACCAAACCCCCCUCGAAGGCCGCGGCCCCCGUCAGCGCCGCCAUCAUGGACGAGGACGACCUGCCGCCUCUCAUCCCCCCCGAGCUGCCCGCUGCCGAGCCGCCGGUGCAGCCCAUCCUGGUGGACCUCUCUCCCCGGGCUGCCGUGGCCCCCGCCGGGGUCCCUGCUCCUCCUCCUCCUCCUCCUCCUCCUCCGGCCAAGCCUCCUGGCCUGAAGAAUGACAAGGGGUCCGGAACAGAGUCCGACAGCGAUGAAUCCGUACCAGAGCUCGAAGAGCAAGACUCUACACAGGCCACGACGCAGCAGGCACAGCUUGCAGCAGCAGCUGAAAUAGAUGAAGAACCCGUUAGCAAAGCCAAACAGAGCCGGAGCGAAAAGAAAGCGCGGAAGGCAAUGUCUAAACUGGGCCUUCGCCAGGUGACGGGAGUAACCAGAGUCACCAUCCGGAAAUCGAAGAACAUCCUCUUUGUCAUCACAAAGCCAGACGUGUACAAGAGCCCGGCGUCAGACACCUACAUAGUCUUUGGUGAAGCGAAGAUCGAAGACCUGUCCCAGCAGGCCCAGCUGGCAGCUGCCGAAAAGUUCAAAGUGCAAGGAGAAGCUGUUUCAAACAUCCAAGAAAACACACAAACCCCCACCGUGCAGGAGGAGAGCGAGGAAGAGGAGGUUGACGAAACCGGCGUGGAGGUGAAGGACAUCGAGCUGGUGAUGUCGCAGGCGAACGUGUCGCGAGCGAAGGCGGUCCGUGCCCUGAAGAACAACAGUAACGAUAUUGUAAAUGCCAUAAUGGAGUUGACGAUGUAGCUGCCAGAGAGAGGAGCCUUUUUUGGUGUUUCAGAGCAGAGUCAAAUGCAACUAAAUUUAAAAUUUGUACUAUUUCUAUCAAUUAAUAAAAGUUGUGGCUUAUUGUUGGUGAAA
This is a messenger RNA of Calidris pugnax (ruff), 3534 nucleotides long. RefSeq names its product nascent polypeptide-associated complex alpha subunit (gene NACA). The transcript is spliced from 9 exons. The coding region runs from base 376 to 3420 and encodes 1014 amino acids. Lineage: Eukaryota; Metazoa; Chordata; Aves; Charadriiformes; Scolopacidae. The record is from RefSeq and is a predicted model, not a curated record. Gene Ontology annotation, biological process: protein targeting to membrane. Gene Ontology annotation, cellular component: cytoplasm; nascent polypeptide-associated complex.